UAAUUAGUUCGUGGUUGACUUCACUCAUCGAAGUUAAUUGAUAGAUGAAAAUGAGAGAAUAAAUGCAAUAUUGGAGUGUGUAUAGAGUAGUGGAAAGCUAAGAAUAUUGAAUCUCGACCAGCCGAGUAGAAAUAUCAAAUAUAUAUCUCUUAUCUCUGUAUAUAGCUGGUUUCAGUCUCAGUCUCAGCUCCUAAUAUUUAUUUAUUGCUGAGUUAAUUUAUAAUUUCUGCUCGACUGCUUGAGAUUCAAUCUUCUAUGCAAAUCACUCAUUAUAUAGUGUACCUGAAUGCUUUUACAUAUGUGAUAUAUGUCACUCUCUUCAAAGAAAGCUUGGAAAAUCAACAUCUCUCCAAAUCUUAGCUAGGUAAAGCCCUAGCCGUUCUCCACUUCAGUUGUUCCCUUCCUCUUCACUUCACUGAACCAGUGAUAUUAUCUCAAUUGGGUUAUCCAAGCUUAUCAGAUGGAGAGAGAAUCAGAUGAUAAAGUACCAUCUAAUGUUCAAAAGGUUGAGCCUUCUAAGAAGGCUAAAGGUCGACUGAAAAAAGAUUCACGGAAAGGCAAAGUUGAACAUGUUAUGGAACCUUCGAAAGCUCCACCAUUAAGAAGAUCUCCAAGGAAAUCUAAAGAUGAUAUUGAAUUGCCUAAAGCCGAUGUUGUUUCUCAGAAACACGGUUGUAAAAAAGUGAGUAAGAAGGAUACGAAUGUCCUUCCAUCUGCGAGUGAUGAUGAUUUUGAAACCGAAAAAAUUGUCGCAAAACCUGUUUCAACUAAGAAAAGAAAAGUUGUUUCUGAUGACGCUAGUGCGUCAAAGAAAAGAAAAUCAAAGAAUGUUGGGGAACAUUCUAACUUGGAUAAAGUUUGUGAGCCUAGGGUUGCUGAUGAUUCGAAGGUUGUUAAUGUUGCCAAGAAAGGCAAGAAGAAACCAGUUUCAAAAUCGCUCGGCAAGAAGAAGAGCGAGGCUCCUUCCGUUGAUAUUCCUUUGGUUGAUCGAUGCUCUGCUCUGAGUUUAAGAAUGCGUUUUCUGGUUUAAGGUGAGAGCUUCAUUGCUUAUCAGGUGCGAUGUUGCAGGUUGCUUCUGUGUGUUUGGCCAUGGCCAUGGCUGUUUUUCAGAUCAGUUUUGUUUGAAUCAGAGAAUAAAUUUGGACAGGGAGAAGUGAUGAAUUGAAUCGGAGAAGAUGAUGAAGUGAAGAGAGAAUCGCAGUAGAGAGAGAAGAGAGAAUCUCAGUAUCGCAGUAAAGAGAGAAGAGAGACUCGCAGUAGAGAGAGAAAGAAUCGCAGGAGAGAGAAAAUUGUGUACAGAUUUUGUUUAUAUAUGGUUAAAAAUAGUAAAUUUUAUUCAUUUAAAAUUAGUUUCUGUUUUUAACUUAUUAUAUGGUUUUUUUAAAAAAAAAACCAUAUUUGUAGUUUGCUUCCUUAGUUAAUGCCAUAUUUUGUGGCAUUUAGUUUUGUUGCCAUAUUUAUCAUAAGAUGACUCAUUUUUCCCAUAUUUUUGAAAAUAUCCCAUUUCUUUAAUUAUUAUCAAAUAUUUUAAUAUAUUAAUAGGUUAAUUUCACAAAUGCACAAAAAAAAAAAAAAAUAACAAAAAUACGGUUUCACGGAAUUUUUUAAAUAUUUUUUACAAUUUUUUUGAUUUUAUUUACAUAAAAUAAGGUCUUUUUAUGUUGAAAUUUUGUUCAUUUGUUGUUAAUUUUUUGUUAUAUGUAUGCUAUUUUUUAUUGUUUUUUUGUUGUUAUUUUGAUGUUACUUUUAUGUUACUUUCUGGUUGAUUUUAUGUUAUUUUCGUGUUAUUUUUUAGAAAACCGUAAAAAUGUAAAAAAACAUUCUUUGAACGUAAAAAUAUAAAUAUUUUACAAAAAAUUGUGUCUUAUGUAAUUAUUCCUAUAUUAAUCACGUUUGGUAGUAUUCUUAUUUUUUUAAUUGUUAAUCACAAACUUUAAGUAUAAUUUUAUUUCAGAAAAAUAAAAAUGCGUUCUGUAACCACUUUUAUUUUUCAAUUUUAAAAAUAGAAAAUAAAAGUGUGUGCUGUAAAGUUUAUUUUCAUUUUUAUUUUUAUUUUUUAAUUUUAUUUACGUCGGGUCUAAGUCCGGGGUCGAAUUUGGAUUAAGGUCAGAGGAUGGGUUCAGCGCCAGAGCCCUGGGAGGAUUUGGGUUCGAGUCUGAUCGAAGUCCAAAAUAUUAAUUAAGAAAAAAAAAAAACUGUUUAAAAAAAUAUUGAAAGUAAUUUUUUUUAUUUUUAAAAUUUUAAUUCUCAAUUAAAAAAUUAAAAAGUAAAAAUAAUUUUAUAGAAUAUGUUUUUAAAAAAUAUUUUUCAUUUUUCUAAUUUUAAAAUGAGAAAACUAAUUAAAAAAGUAUAAUUAUAUCAGUUUUUUCAAUCUCUCUUUCCUAAUACAUGCAAUAGUUUCGAAAAAGAAAAAGGAAUAACAAAUAUAUGUCAAUUUCCCCCGUUGAACAACAGAGAGAUAAUUAGCUACCCAUCUAAUUUAGUUAGCUUAACCAAGAUAAUUAACUAUUUUCAUGGACGCAUGUUCACAUAACAUAAAAUGUUAAGUUCAAAAGUAAAAUUUGUUACAAUAUAAUUAUCAAGAAAAUUAGACACAAUCAACAAUGGUAGUCAAUUGGGUAAAUAGUCCUAGCAAUAUUGUAUUUAAUUCUAUUAAUCUUGAUGUUUCAUACAAACAACAUCGUUUAAAGUAAAAACAACAAUUUCUAUUUUCAUAAAAAAAAUGUUAAAAAAUUGUCCACCCGUACGUAUUUUUAUCUUUUCAGAUAUUUAUAAAAAAAAAAUCCUAAAAAUUAAUAAACUCAAAGUAAGAACUAAUAAUAACAUAAGAUGGCUAGAUAAAUUAGCAUUUCAUUUCACAAAAAGCCUACAAAGACAAACCAUCCUCCCGACUCUCACUCAUACACUCUCACUCAUUACAUUCUAAUGGAAAAGGUCACAACAAGAUAAAUAAAGCUCUACUCUACUCUACCUAAAACCCUUCAAAAGCAUAUUACAAACUUAAUUUCUCACCUAGACUCUAGAGUAUAGUAAUAAUUAACUAUACUAUAACUCAUUACACACAUAUAACACAUCACUUCCCUUUUUUCACAAUAAAGGGAAUUAAUAAUUAAUCACUUUUAAUGAUACUUGCCAUCUUUGGUCAUCAUUCUCCCAGUGGCACCACAAGCAAGAGCCUCACUAGGUAUGCCCCUAACAAAACGACCUUCAAUAUCAAAAAUCACUCCCAUACCCAUAUGCAAAUGAGGCUCAAUAUGGCAAUGGAAAGCCCAAACUCCACGAUUGUCCGCCACAAAUCGAAGGGCAGUCCAUCCGUAAGGGAAAAUCACAGCCGUGUUUCUUAAAGGCGGGUUCUUUAGGUUAAGCUUUUUCUCAUCAUUCUUUGAAAACUUACCUUCUCCGUAACCCAAAACCCAAAAGUCAUGGCCGUGCAAGUGCCACGGGUGAAUUUCGCUAACAUUGGCUUUUAUAGCAUUCGUGUUUUGGAGUAUAACAUCCACCGUUGAUUUGAACUUGAGCCUGUAGACCCCACUGCUAGUUGUUGUGUUGGUGUUGACAGGUGGCUUCAUGAUGUCAUAAUUGGCCGGGUAGCUUUCUGGUGGGCUCCUCUGAUCAAAGGUAUGGUUCAGUAAAAAUUUGACUGAGCCCAAAUAUGGGGUGGCUGGUAGUACUAAAGAGACAUUGUUUAUGGCCCACUUCGUGUGACCGUUGAUCAUGUUUUGUGUGUUGAGGAGGAUCAUCCUACGGUUGUAAAAUCUUGGAGGUUUUGGGGAUCCCAUUCGGGCCAACACGCUUUUUGAAAAGGUUUUACUGUGGUUAUAAUCAUCCCAUCUUGGUGUUACUGGUGGAGGUGAAACGGGGAGUUUUGAUGCUGAAUUUGGGAGGUAAUUUAAGAGGGUUAGACCUUGUGGGGUCUUUGGUUCUCUCCCUCUAACUCCAACUGAGACCCAGUAAUUGUUUUUAGGGUUUUGAUUUGUGGUUAUUAGGACUGAGUAACUUUCCCCUG
This is a messenger RNA of Cannabis sativa, 4006 nucleotides long. RefSeq lists its product as uncharacterized. The record is from RefSeq and is a predicted model, not a curated record. Bases 461 to 1030 code for a protein of 189 amino acids. Lineage: Eukaryota; Viridiplantae; Streptophyta; Magnoliopsida; Rosales; Cannabaceae. The transcript is spliced from 8 exons.